GCUGGCGGUGAAUAGAAAAACUAGAUACGCAAUCUUCCUCGUAUCCCCCCUCCCCUCCCCAAUUCGGACCUCGUUCCGCCUCUGCGGCUCUGCCCCUCUCUCUCACCUCCCCGCGGGCGGCCGCCCCCACCGCAGCCCGAACCGCAUCUCCCCCACCACUGGCAUCCCCCUACCGCUUACAAAUACGCGACACAUCCCACCUCGACGGUCUCUUUCUCGCAUCGCUGCGCCGCUCCAUCCGCUCGGCUCCCACCCGUCCGUCGUCGCCUCGCCGUCGAGCCACCGCCCUCCUUGUCAACCUCGCUGACGACGGGCCCGUGUGAUUCUGCUGCGGUGCAGUGUUGCUGCUCGGGCCGGGCGGGAGGAGAAAAGAUGGGGGUGUACCUCAGCACGCCCAAGACGGACAAGCUCUCAGCUGAUGGAGAGAACAGCCGCGUCCGGUUCGGCCUCUCCUCCAUGCAGGGGUGGCGGACCACCAUGGAGGACGCGCAUGCUGCCUUGCCAGACCUUGAUGAAUGCACAUCCUUUUUUGGUGUUUAUGAUGGCCAUGGUGGAAAAGCUGUAUCAAAAUUUUGUGCGAGGCAUUUGCAUAAACAAGUGCUUAUAAAUGAUGCAAAUUCAUCUGGUGAUUUGCCAACCUCUCUCCAUAAAGCUUUCUUAAGAAUGGAUGAGAUGAUGAAAGGGCAGAGGGGUUGGAGAGAACUAACUGAGCUGGGAGAUAAGGGAAACAAAAUCUCAGGUAUGAUAGACGACAUAAUAUGGCCUCCCAAGGGUGGUGAUUCAGAUAAGAUAAGGGAAGAUUGGGAUACCGAGGAGGGUCCAAAUUCGAACUUUCCUGGACCAACAUCUGGAAGCACAGCUUGUGUGGCUGUCAUAAGAAAUGACAAAUUAAUUGUUGCAAAUGCUGGGGAUUCUCGGUGUGUUAUCUCACGGAAGGGUCAGGCUUACAAUUUGUCAACAGAUCACAAACCAGAUCUUGAGGAAGAGAGGGAGAGGAUUUUGGGUGCUGGUGGAUUUGUUGUUGCCGGACGGGUCAAUGCAAGUCUGAACUUAUCUAGGGCAAUAGGUGACAUGGAACUGAAGCAAAAUGACCUCCUGCCAGUGGAGAGGCAGAUCGUGACAGCUGAACCUGAAUUGAAAACAGUCCAGCUCUCGGAGGAUGAUGAAUUCAUUGUUUUAGCUUGUGAUGGAAUUUGGGAUUGCAUGUCAAGUCAAGAAGUAGUUGAUUUUGUACAUAAACAGCUAAAGACCGAGGAUAAGAUAUCUAGUGUGUGUGAGAAGUUGCUCAACCGCUGUGUGGCACCUACAUCUGGUGGCGAAGGAUGUGAUAACAUGACGGUUAUUGUGGUUCAAUUCAAGAAACCAGCUUUAGCUGUUGCUACUUCUAGCGCUGAGCAGUCUGCUACCACUGCAGAAGGGAUGCGGCCCAAAAUUUGAGUUGCCUUUGUGAACAGCGAGGUCGAUGGCCCAGAUUACCCCCCGAAGUAGGCGUUGAGUGGCACACCGUGCUGUGGAGCUCUAACCGGUGGAUAAUAGACAAAAAAGGAUAGUGAGGUGGUGUAUAUAAGAAAAGGGAUUCUAUUCGACAAUCUCUUAUAGGGUUUGUUGCUUCCUUCUUUCUAGUGUUCAGAGUCGUCGCAACCUGUAAUACAUGGCAUGUUGGUGCUUAAAUUGGUUUUUUUGUGAAAUGCAUUGAUGAGUUGUCGGAAGGGUA
Zea mays is the source of this 1714-nucleotide messenger RNA. RefSeq names its product putative protein phosphatase 2C 21. The coding region runs from base 373 to 1437 and encodes 354 amino acids. NCBI's taxonomy places the organism in Eukaryota, Viridiplantae, Streptophyta, Magnoliopsida, Poales, Poaceae. The transcript is spliced from 12 exons. Gene Ontology annotation, molecular function: cation binding; protein serine/threonine phosphatase activity. Gene Ontology annotation, biological process: protein dephosphorylation. The record is from RefSeq and is a predicted model, not a curated record.